Molecule: messenger RNA, 612 nt
Organism: Toxorhynchites rutilus septentrionalis
Lineage: Eukaryota; Metazoa; Arthropoda; Insecta; Diptera; Culicidae
Gene: Pdrg1
Product: p53 and DNA damage-regulated protein 1
Exons: 2
Coding region: 148-555 (135 amino acids)
Biological process (GO): protein folding
Cellular component (GO): prefoldin complex
Source: RefSeq, a predicted model, not a curated record
AACUACCAAGUUCAGAAGGAAAAAACGUGUCGUACUGCUGUCGGUUUUUGUGCAAUCACCCGGUUGUAGAUUAACAGUUUCAAAAAGUAGUUAUUCGUUCCGUUCGGAAGUGAAUUGAAUCAGUACGAAUAAUUGUCAGCGACCUCAAUGCCAAUUUCUAAUGAACAGAAAACCAUUGAAAUUCUGCGAGCAACGGAGCGCGUUGCAGAUCAGGUUCUGAUGCUAAAGCAAGAACUGAUAGCCCUUGACAAGCGACGCCAGGAGACUCGAGAAGCCGUUCGCACCAUUAGGAAUAGUUUUCCCCGUGACGAUGCUAAAGUUUGGAUUACUGUUGGCUCGAUGCUGAUGAAAAUGAACAAAGCGAAAGCGCUGGAACUGCUGGCGAAAGACGCCGAACAUAUAGAGCAGGAAAUAAAAAAAAUCCGUACCGAGCAGAAAGUUCUCGUCAGUAAACAGCGCGAUCUAGAACAUGAUUCGCCUUUGAGGGGGUUUGAUUUGAAGCCGCUUUCAGCCGCAGAGAUUUCCGCCAUCAAAGCAAAUGUACCCGGGUUUUAGUUUAUGUAAUCACAAUCGAACCUAUUCUGAAUAUUAAAUACAUGAAUGAAGGCAAAA